Darwinula stevensoni is the source of this 2306-nucleotide messenger RNA. The record is from the annotation of a GenBank genome assembly. NCBI's taxonomy places the organism in Eukaryota, Metazoa, Arthropoda, Ostracoda, Podocopida, Darwinulidae.
GAUCGGUUUUUCAAGGCCUUGAAUGGGACUAUAUACAAUCGAUGCUGGCAUCUGUCUGCACUGCUGAAGGAAGUCAGCACCCGAGAUGCUUCCGAGAUCUUCCCCCACAUCAUGGAGGAGAUCUUCGGCACUACCAGCGGCCAGGGAUGGAAUCUCCAGAAAUGGUCCCCCCGCAUUCAGUUAGAAGAUUGGCAGGGCGUCACUUGGCUCUUGUCUCCGGGUGGUGAUGUCAUGCACCUCGUUUACAAACUCAUGAGUGAUCCCUCGCUCAAAUUUAAAGUGCCAGUUCAUCUGCUCCCAAAAUCCUCCUAUGAAAUGUUGCAAAGAGGAGGAAUGAAUGCUUUCUAUGCUGACAAAAUCCAUCAUUUAGAAAAUGGAAACAUGGAACUUCUUCUGAAUCCUUUUGACUUCUUCAUCUUCCACCUGGUUUAUGCUUUGGUGAAUCCAAGCAAAAGGCAAGAGAGCUGUAUGAACCCUUUGAAUACUGUUCAAUCUGCAUAUGAAGCGCUCAUUGAGGAAUACCUGGCCUACUUCUUUCCCUGUGAUGGAUCUUCACCUUCUGUGCCGUCCACUGGAAUCUCGCCACCAUCACGCUUUGAUUCAGUGCAAAAGUCACCUGCAGCUUCUGCUUUUAAUAGAGUGCUGGUGAAGCGAAUCCUUUACUUCUACAACUCUGCUCAUCCAGCCAGCCUUCAUCCCUGGGAUGAAUUCAAGAGAAAUGCUCUGGUCCGGCUGCAAAGACCCUUGUAUCCUUUCCUGAAGACCCUCUUUGAUCGGUGGCCCCUGGAUGCAUCUUUUCGUCUCCUCCUGGAAACAUGGCUUUCCUACAUUCAACCAUGGAGAUAUACUGAUCCAGCUGUUGCUGCUGGCCUCAGGGAGAAUCAGGCUCAGGAGGGAAGCCGGAUGGUAGAUCGACAUUGGAAGAAGUGGAUCGGAGAGAACUUGCUCUUCUACUCUGUCAUCUUCCAGGCUUGCCUUCCCCGAUUCUUGCGGAUGGAUCUCCUCUCGGCACGCAAUGCCGUCCUCUUAUAUCGCUUCACCAAGAUAUUUGCCCUGGAGAACCUUGCACCAAUAAUUCAAGAAUUGGAGCAAGAACUAAUGGGCCAGGGAGAAAUGUCACAUGGAUCCAGUCAUCAUGCAGUGGCCUUGAGGCAGCAUAUCCUUGUUCUAGAGGGACCUGGUUAUCAUUACAAGCAUUUGUUCUGUGAUCAAGUCUACCAGCAGAUCAAGGAGUUGAUGGGAGAAGUUCAAGCAGCUAGCAAUACUCUCAAGGCACGAAUCCAAGUGGCAUCUGCAACACAGGGCCAUCUUGCAAGUCUUUCUACCAUUCAGUCUUUGGUCAAGUCUGUUCGCUUUCUGUUGUCUGGGGAGAUGCGUCCCCUACCCGAAGAAUCUGCCCAGGAGUUGACCAAACAUCAAGGCCACAUAUCAGCUGCUAUGCUCUACCUCUCAAACAUCUUCCAGCUUGAAGUGCCUCAAGAUAUCACAAGAGUGAAGCCACACCUAUCAUAUGAAGAGUCGUUUCUCACACCACCACCAUCUCCUCCAUCUCCAUCGACCACUCCGGUGUCCAUCGUGGGAAGAGGGGGUACGAGCUUGACAUCCCAAGAGAGGGAAGAAAUACUGAGGGGUUGGCGGAAGAGCCUGGUGGUCUAUGGUGGAGAUCCCGAUCUUGCGCCGAUUUGUUCAUACGAGAUCGCUUGGCUCGUCCGCAUCCUUUAUCACAUUGCUCAGUACUUCAAUCGAAAUUAUUCUGCUUUGAUGGAAGAUCUCUAUCACCAAGAUUCUUAUUGGGGUGCAGUCUCUCGAGAGAUUCUCCAGUCUCCCAUGGAUUGCAGGGAAACUAAGAAACUGGACGUGGGAAAGUGGAACGAGAAGACGAUACGUCUCCCGCCCAGACUGUCACUUCGGGCCUUUGCCACCCGGCAGCAGUUUGCGUUUCUUGCCUUUUUGUUCCUUCUUGGGUGGUAUGCCUUUUCUCUGGACCCGGUAACCGUCGGCCUUCUCGUCUUCACGGCGGUGAUGGCGUAUUUCAUGACGAGAGCCGCCUUCGUCACGGCAAAAGGGCGACUGAUGGGCCGACCUCAGAAUCAAAGUGGCAUGCACCAUGAACCAGAGAUGGCAGCUGGCAGUCCGCUGUUGCCCGGUUCCCGAAGGGAUUGAUUCUACCCCUGCCAGUUCCUCCCCUUACUGUGCCAAAGAAGUGGUGUCAUGUGAAGGGUGACCAUUCCUCCAUUGACUUUGGAUUGUGAAAGUCUUUUUGUGAUCAAAUAAUUAACAUUUCAUGUUUUCAUUCAUUUCACGUG